Molecule: messenger RNA, 2857 nt
Organism: Actinia tenebrosa (Australian red waratah sea anemone)
Lineage: Eukaryota; Metazoa; Cnidaria; Anthozoa; Actiniaria; Actiniidae
Molecular function (GO): protein binding; GTP binding; GTPase activity
Source: RefSeq, a predicted model, not a curated record
UUCCUCGUAGUAGCAGGAGGAUGGAUUACAACCUACCUUUGAACAUCGUCUUAGUUGGCGAUCCAGAAGUAGGAAAAUCCACUUUAAUUGCCAAAUGCCAUCAGUUUAAUCCAACGUCUGAAAAUGGAGGUUUUUUUACUCGCGACUUCAAGAUACCGAGCAGCUACAAGCCAACUUCCCUGUCCUCGUAUCUCACCAGUAUCUACCAGAACAAGGGAGAUCAUAGCAUGAUGUACAGUGUGUUUCGAGCUAAUAUUAUAGAUACUGGUGGAGCUAGACGAUACGAUCAUGUUCGUCCUCUAGCCUACAUAGACGCUGAAGUAUUCCUGGUUUGCUUUGAUAUUUGUAAUCGUCAAUCGUUCUUGAAUGUAUCGUCAAGAUGGCUGCCUGAAAUAAAGAAGUACGAAUCUCAGGUUCCAGUUAUUCUGGUUGGUACCAAGGCUGACCUCAAAUCAAGGAGACAAGUUACAGAAACUGAAAUUUGUGACGCUUGCAAAACCUCUAAUAUAUGUUGGAGAAAUUAUAUUGAAACAAAAAGCUAUGACAAAGAUGGAAUGGUUUGUGCUUUAUUUGAUAAAGCUGUGGAGUUGGCUUUUACUUAUCAUAAAGAUCAUUUGAAGUCCAGAUUUAAGAAGACCAAAGAUAAAUAUAGUGAACAAAUCUUUGAUGUUACCAACCUGGAAAAAGCAAGUGACCCCCCUGAAUGUGCCAGAGGUUCGUCAACACUUUCCAGUGACUGGCAAGUGACACUUGACAGCAAGAGAGCUGCUGAUGUUAUCCUUAAGUUUCAAGAUGAAUCUCCUGAGAUUCAUGCACACAAGUUUGUCCUCGCCUUGGCAUCCACAACCUUCAGAAAAUUGUUCAAAACUUUUGACAAUAUUUGUGGUGCAAUAAUCAGAGGUAGAAAUGCAGGUCAAACGUCUUUGCCAACUGAUGAAACAGAGUGUUGUAAUUUUUGUGUAAAUUCAGAAACCAGUACUGUUCAAGAACUUUAUUCCAGUUUCCUGGAGAAAACUCCAUUUUUCCAAAUUCACUGUGCUCACUGCAGUGGCCAAAAAGUCGGAGACAAAAAAGAAGGCAAAAGCAGAGAAGCUUUUUCAAUUCAAAUUACAUUCAAAACUUUUAUCAAACGUCCUGUAUUUCUUUCCGUUCUUGAGUGGAUGUACACUGGACGUUUAGAUAUAUCAGAUGAACCAGAGCAGAGUUUUAUUGAAGACUUAGAAAAGAUUUUGUUAGAAUUAGAAAUUCAAGCAUUAAGAUUUAGCUUGCUUAGGAUUCUUCAGCAUAGAAGAAGAUUAAAUAUACCUCUACCUCCUUCUGCAAGAGGACACAACCUAGGACAGUAUGGCAACAUACCUAUAUCACCACCUAUACUACCACCUCUACUACCAUCUGCAAGAGGCCUCAACCUAGGACAGCAUUGCAACAUACCUGUACCACCACCUCUACCACCUCUACUACCUUCUGCAAGAGGCCACAACCUAGGACAGCAUGGCAACAUACCUCUACCACCACCUAUACCACCACUACCACCAUCUGCAUACAACAUACCUCUACCACCACCUCUACUACCUUCUGCAAGAGGUCACAACCUAGGACAGCAUGGCAACAUACCUAUACCACCACCUAUACCACCACCAGCAAGAAGGAACAACCUAGGACAGCAUAGUAACAUACCUCUGGGUCCCCCAACACCACGCCCUCCUGUUUCCAAAAGAGAUCUAGCCAAUGCUUAUAAAGAGAUGUGGGAAAAUGCCCACAGCCUUCUAAUUGAUAAAGAUUUGCAGCCUGAUUUAGUGUUGAUAGUAGACAAUAUGCCUAUACAUGUUCAUCGAGUUGUGCUAAUAUCAAGGUCGCCCAUGAUGGCAGCAAUGUUGGAUGGAAAUUUCAAAGAAAGGGAUCUCAACACAGUAAAACUACCUAGCGUUCCCUUGGAACAUUUUCGUACACUCCUGGAAUUCAUGUACUCAGAUACUUGUGCUCUAAAUGAAACCAACAUCAAAGAUAUCAUGAAACUGGCUGACAGGUUUGAUUUGCCAAGCCUACUUAAACGCUGCGAAGAAUACAUGAUAUACACACUCCUUGACAACACUUUCACCAAGGAUUUCGUAGAAAUGGGACGAGAUUUGGUGAUGGACACCAUUUACUUUUCUGAGACCUUCAAUGCGCAGCUGCUCCAUAAAUGGUGCCUACAUUUCGUCGCAACAAACUACGAUCUUUUUGAACAAGAAGAAGACUUUAAAGCUAUAUGGAGCCAAAACGCAGAAUAUAUGGAAAGCAACCAAUGGCCGUCACGAAAUUACAUCCAAGUUCUAAAACAGUACAAAGCAUCAAGAAGCAAAAUUAACGAAAUUUUAAGAAAAAGAAGAAGCAAUACGACCAAGUGCGCUUGUUGUAUCAUGUGAAGAAUGUUAUGUAUUGGACAUCGGUGGAAAUAUUUUUCAUCAUUUUUUUUACAGAAACUAAAAAAGAGGGUGGUGCCACUUUAUGGCUGUCGCAACUGAUUAACUUGAUGACAUCAAUGAAUCAUCUCUUUUAGAUACGCUAACAUCAGUAGGGGACCGCCAUUUAACGCGUGGUCCGUCAUCCGAGCCAUGGCACCUUCUACUCAGAUAUUUUUAAAUUUCCUGAGUGUUGUCCGACCGUGGCUUGAACCUGCAAUUUCCGAUCUCCCAAUAAACUGAGCCUGCAAAAUCACGGGCAGGGUCACGGUACGGUGUUUAACCAAUCACGAUACGUGGGAUGAUGACAGCAGCUCAUCCAAUCACAAUGCUUUUACUGAAAUUAAAAUGUAUUAGAAUUUUUUCUUUCAUUUUUUUAAAACGAAAGGAAAAAUUAUAGAAUGCAAACACUAAAA